AUGGGUCAAGCACUUGAUGCACGUGAUGCCCUUGCUAUGUCACUCUACGAGCUGUUAUUCAACUGGAUUCUCAGCAGAAUUUCCUUGCACCUGAAAUGUGCAGAUCACAACGCUGUUAUUACUGUGGUCGACUAUUACGGUGUUGAGCGAUAUAACAACAACGGUCUGGAACAGCUGCUGAUCAAUAGUGUUAAUGAAAAGCUACAAAAUGCUUUCGUUAAACAGACUUUCUUCGAUGAAAUAUCAGAUUACGUCAGUGAAGGGCUUAUAUUCGAUUGGAAGGCUUCCGAUGAGUCAUAUUUGCGACAUUGCAACUUGAAUCAUCUCGACAAAAAUGUGUAUGGAAAGGCGAAGAACAAAGACCGCCUACAAAUGUCUGUACGGCACUUUUUUGGCACUACAUGGUACAGUGUUCAUGGGUUUGUUCAACGGAACAAGCGCUCUUUACCCGGUCAAGUGGUGAAGAUUCUGGCCGAAAGCCAAAACCCGGUGAUUUCCAUGCUAUUCCGUCCAAUAGCUAAUGGAAAGGAAUGUGCAGACUAUGUUGUAUACGCUGCGCAACAAUUCAAUACGGCAUCCACUGCAAUGGUGGAGAAAAUUUUGAGGUAG
Messenger RNA from Cooperia oncophora, 609 nucleotides. The record is from the annotation of a GenBank genome assembly. Lineage: Eukaryota; Metazoa; Nematoda; Chromadorea; Rhabditida; Trichostrongylidae.